Molecule: messenger RNA, 216 nt
Organism: Plasmopara halstedii
Lineage: Eukaryota; Oomycota; Peronosporomycetes; Peronosporales; Peronosporaceae
Exons: 3
Coding region: 1-216 (71 amino acids)
Source: RefSeq, a predicted model, not a curated record
AUGACUGUAGAGGAAUGUGCUGCCAUGUUUGACGCAGUUUCAAUGCGGGAGGCAUUUUGGUUUCGCUUUGCGCUCGUCCCACGAACUGCCGAGCAUCUUGAGCAAAGCUUGCUUGUGAUGCAUUGUAUAGUAUCAAUCGUUGUUCAAACGUGGUCAACGAUCACAAUACCGAUUUUACUUAACGAAAUUCUUGCAAAGAAAAAUUCAGGCUACUAG